ACAAAGGUGGGUGCGCGUGCACAGACGCGCUCGCAGGCCGCCGGAAGCAAAGGCGUGAGCGCGCGCGUGCGUGCGCGUGCGUGAGCGUAAGCGCGAGCGCGCGGAGGUCGGAAGCGGGCUCUGUACAGCCCGGCGGUCGCGGGCUAUGGAGGCGAGCUCCUCAGAUAGCGGAGCGCCGCCCGAGGGGCUGGCGGAAGAGGCCGAGCAUCAGGGCGCCGCCUGGAGCGGGGACAGUGGCACUGUGUCCCAGAGCCACAGCAGCGCCUCGGGGCCGUGGGAGGAUGAGGGCGCGGAGGACGGUGCGCCGGGCCGCGACCUGCCGCUGCUUCGCCGCGCCGCUGCGGGCUAUGCCGCCUGCCUGCUGCCCGGGGCCGGGGCGCGGCCCGAGGUCGAGGCCCUGGACGCGAGCCUGGAGGACCUGCUCACCAGAGUGGACGAGUUCGUGGGCAUGCUGGACAUGCUUCGCGGCGACUCGUCCCAAGUCGUCAGCGAGGGCGUGCCGCGCAUCCACGCGAAGGCCGCCGAGAUGCGGCACAUCUACAGCAGGAUCAACCGGCUGGAGGCCUUCGUGAGGAUGGUGGGCGGCCGCGUGGCCAGGAUGGAGGAGCAGGUCACCAAGGCCGAGGCCGAGCUGGGCACUUUCCCCAGGGCGUUCAAGAAGCUCCUGCACACGAUGAACGUGCCCUCGCUCUUUAGCAAAUCAGCUCCCUCGAGGCCACAGCAAGCCGGCUACGAAGCCCCCGUCCUGUUUCGGACCGAAGACUACUUCCCUUGUUGUAGUGAAAGGCCUCAGCUCUGACGGCCUGACCACUGCGGCAAGAGGACCCCAGCUGAGGUGCUUACCUCCGGUAUGAAGUGAAUUGCAAAUCCUGCUCAUGGACAUACAUGAUGUUGGAGUGUGGGAUUUCAAGGUUUACUUUCUGCACACUCUCCGUAGUGUAUUCAUGAUUCAGUGUAGAAUGUAUAGACUUUAUGCCUUCCAAUUUUAAAAAAAGAGACGGGGUCUUGCUAUGUUGCCCAGACUGGCUGGAAACUCCUGGACUCAAGUGAUCCUUCCACCUCAGCCUCCCCAGUAGCUGGGACUACAGGGUCGCCACCGCGCCCAGCCUGUGUCUUCCAGCUCUAAUCAGAAAGCUGCUUGGCGAGGGCAUGGGGAAUCAAACUGAAUGAACUUUGCUUUGCACUGUGGCAAAACUGUUAUUUUUAUGGAUUUUACUACACGGCGUUACCUUUUCAAGAUUUAUAUGUUUGUAUAAUCAUAAGAAAAUUGAGCCAUUAAAGCCUUGUUAUUAUUCAAUCC
This is a messenger RNA of Rhinopithecus roxellana (golden snub-nosed monkey), 1300 nucleotides long. It is a transcript of the gene BLOC1S4, whose product is annotated as biogenesis of lysosomal organelles complex 1 subunit 4. The record is from RefSeq and is a predicted model, not a curated record. NCBI's taxonomy places the organism in Eukaryota, Metazoa, Chordata, Mammalia, Primates, Cercopithecidae. Gene Ontology annotation, cellular component: BLOC-1 complex. The coding region runs from base 146 to 799 and encodes 217 amino acids. The transcript has a single exon.